Messenger RNA from Helobdella robusta, 387 nucleotides. RefSeq lists its product as hypothetical. The transcript has 2 exons. Bases 1 to 387 code for a protein of 128 amino acids. Lineage: Eukaryota; Metazoa; Annelida; Clitellata; Rhynchobdellida; Glossiphoniidae. The record is from RefSeq and is a predicted model, not a curated record.
AUGGCCGCCGUGCUGAAUGAAAUACUGGACACAAAUAAAUCGCUGGCAAACAAAUUAACAGUUAAAUACUGUUUCAAUUUCAUAAUCGAAAAACACUGUGAAAACAGGGGAAUCAAUUUGAUUUCCUGUAAUCUGGCCUCUAAACUUGUGGAAAAUGAUGAUGACAUAAAAUACUCCUCAUUCAGAUUGUGUGUCCCGGCCGAGGAGUAUGGCAAGGUGAUGACUGCAUCAAACUGGCCUGCCUCAGUUGUCGUUCGUGAAUGGAUCUUCAAUAAAGAUAACACCAACUCUUCGAACACUCUGCCCAAUGCCACGACAAAUGCAUCUGCAAUGAAAGAUGUUAACAACACCGAAGAAAACAGCGGCGUCAGCAAAUCAGAUAUUUGA